Messenger RNA from Mercurialis annua (annual mercury), 880 nucleotides. RefSeq lists its product as uncharacterized. The record is from RefSeq and is a predicted model, not a curated record. NCBI's taxonomy places the organism in Eukaryota, Viridiplantae, Streptophyta, Magnoliopsida, Malpighiales, Euphorbiaceae. The transcript has 8 exons. The coding region runs from base 108 to 764 and encodes 218 amino acids.
AACCAUGAAUAACUCUAUAAAUAAGCAGCAGUCCAAUUCAUAACUAUUCGUUCAAAAGAAUUUGCAGCGCCAAACAGAAAACUCCUCUCUCAGAAACAAAAGAAUCAAUGGCGGGAAUGGAUUCAAAAAAACAAUUUCUAAACCUAAUUCGCGACUGUGUUUCGGAGAAAUCACGAGGAGAGAGAAGAUUGAUCGGAUUGAAGAAGAGAAUAGACGAGAUUAUAUCUGAUCUUGAAUCGACAAAUGCUGAGCUAGAACUGUCGAAACGGUUAAAAGAAACUGCUGAACAAGAAUUUAGAGGCUACGAAGUUGAACUAUCUAUGAAUGUUGCUUUUAUUCAAUCCCUAGAGGCAAGAAAUUCUCAUAUUCAAGACGACAUAUCUUCUAUUGGAUCAGAAAUUGAGAGUUUGAAGAUUGAAGCAGCUGGCUCUCGAGAUGAGUUUAUUUGGCAGAUGUUUGAGCUAAACACAAAGAUAAGGAAAUUCCAGGAGACUGUAUUAUCUGGAUUCCAGAAAGAGAACAGCAAUGGAACUAUAGCAGAACCAAACCAUGAAGUUGCAGAAAAGAAAUCUACUGAAACUGAAUCAAACGCUCUUGCGCAUGUUAUUUCUCAAACAACUAAAGAGGAACAAGAAUAUCUAGCUGAGCAGAAUAUUCUAAAGCAGGUCCAACAGGAGUAUAUUGGCCUUGAGAGGAAGGUAUCUUUGGUAGGAGUGAUAAUGAAAGAAACAAAAGCGCUGCAGGAUUUGACUAGAUAUCCUUGAAUAUUUUAUAUUGGUCAAGUUGAACUAUCAUAAAUUCACCAUAUUUUUGCUGGAUGGGGUAGAAUACAAACAGUGAAAGCAGAGAAUGUAUAAAAAGAAAGGUUCAUGUUUGAAUU